Messenger RNA from Trifolium pratense (red clover), 1706 nucleotides. Its product is annotated as triose phosphate/phosphate translocator, non-green plastid, chloroplastic-like. Gene Ontology annotation, molecular function: antiporter activity. Bases 235 to 1416 code for a protein of 393 amino acids. NCBI's taxonomy places the organism in Eukaryota, Viridiplantae, Streptophyta, Magnoliopsida, Fabales, Fabaceae. The transcript is spliced from 8 exons. The record is from RefSeq and is a predicted model, not a curated record. Gene Ontology annotation, biological process: transmembrane transport. Gene Ontology annotation, cellular component: membrane; Golgi apparatus.
AGGAAGGUAUGGCUGCCACCAAUAGCAAAGAAUAGAAUAUGCGACAAAUGAGAGUCUAGAUUCAUGCUCUUUUGUCUUUUUCUGUUCCACCUUCUCCUUAUUUAUUCCGAAUACUAAAUUUUUAGUUUUAUUCAAAAGACAUUCAAAUUGUUUUCUUUAGGUUUUUGUUUCUCCCACUUUCACGCUCCAUUCUUAAUUCCUCCGAAAACUCUUCCAUUUCUUCCGAUCUUCAAAAUGCAGGCUACCCUUUUACCUCUAACCCCUUCUCUCUCUCUCUACAAAUCUCAAUCCUCUCUCUCUUCAUCUUCUUCUUCUUCUUCUUCCAUUUUCAACCCUUCUUUCUCUUCCUCUUCUUUCCCAUCAUCAUGGAAAUUACCUCUUGUUUCUUCUUCUUCUUCUUCAAAACUAAUCUCCUUGACACCCCUUCAUUCAUCCAACCAUUUACAAACCAAAGCAACAACCACCGCAGCCGCCGACUCCUCCUCCGAAAGCAGCAGUCUAUUCAAAGCUUUAGAGCUUGGGAUUCUUUUUUGCCUAUGGUUCUCCUUUAACAUCUACUUUAAUAUCUACAACAAACAGGUCUUAAAGGUUUAUCAUUUACCUGUAACUCUAACUGCGGUUCAAUUUGCUAUUGGGACACUCCUUGUAGGAUUCAUGUGGGGUCUUAAUCUUUAUAAAAGGCCAAAACUUACUUCUUCACAGCUUUUAGCAAUAUUUCCAUUGGCUUUGGUACAUACAUUAGGGAACCUUUUCACUAAUAUGAGUCUUGGAAAAGUUGCUGUCUCUUUUACACAUACUGUUAAAUCAAUGGAGCCUUUCUUUUCUGUCCUUCUGUCUUCUAUGUUCCUUGGAGAGAUGCCUACAGCAUGGGUGGUUUUUUCCCUUGUGCCUAUUGCUGGUGGAGUGGCGCUGGCAUCUGCUACGGAAGCCUCUUUCAAUUGGGUUGGGUUUUUGAGUGCAAUGGCUUCCAAUUUGACGAAUCAAUCUCGUAAUGUUCUUAGCAAAAAACUCAUGGUUAACAAGGAGGAAUCUGUGGACAACAUAACACUCUUCUCAAUAAUAACAGUCAUGUCAUUCUUCCUAUCAUUACCUCUAGCUAUCUUCAUGGAGGGUGUCAAAUUUACCCCCACUUACAUUCAAUCUGCAGGAUUAGAUGUUCAACAAGUGUACAUAAGAUCUCUUCUUGCCGCACUUUGUUUCCACGCGUACCAGCAAGUUGCUUAUAUGAUACUGGAGAGGGUAUCACCUGUUACACAUUCAGUAGCAAACUGUUUGAAACGUGUGAUAGUUAUUGUAAGCUCUGUCAUUUUUUUCCAAACACCAGUCUCACCAAUUAAUGCAUUAGGAACUGGUAUAGCUCUUUCUGGUGUUUUCCUAUAUUCCAGGGUGACGCGAAUUAAGCCUAAGACAGAUUAAUUUUACAGAAGCAAAAUUUUGGUAGCAGCAGCAUGAUAACAAACACAACAGUUUGUUACAAAAUUUCUUUAGAGGUUUGAGUGGUGCAUAAUGGUUCUACUCAGUGAAUAAUUUAUCAUCAUUUACUUUUUUUAAUUACAUUUCACACCCAGUUUUGUUGUUAAGAAAUGUACAAAAUAGUAGUUGAAAGGCCUCCAAGUUGAGAAUUUCUCACUAAACAUUAAGAUCGUUUUCAAAACUUUUAAUCUAACUUUAAUUAAUCCUACUUUUUGUUUGUUAUACUUUAAUAA